Morus notabilis is the source of this 1474-nucleotide messenger RNA. RefSeq names its product lactosylceramide 4-alpha-galactosyltransferase. The record is from RefSeq and is a predicted model, not a curated record. Bases 79 to 1461 code for a protein of 460 amino acids. The transcript has a single exon. NCBI's taxonomy places the organism in Eukaryota, Viridiplantae, Streptophyta, Magnoliopsida, Rosales, Moraceae.
CUUCUUCUUCUCUCCGCAGAAAACCAGAUUAUUAGAAAACAAAACAAAGAAACUACGUACAGAAACCUUAACCCGACCAUGUUUGACUUUGACAAUCCAAAACUAAUAAUUCAUCGUCCUAUUCUUGUCUUGGUUCAUCAAUUACAGGACCUAAAAAGAUCUCUUUUCGCUUUUUUCUUUUGCGUCCCAACUUCUCUUCUCGCUCUUCUUCUUCUCUUCCUCUUGGCCUACAAUGGCGUUUCCGUUUUCUACAUCCACGUUCCUUUUCUCGCCAAAUUCCCGCCCCAACCAGCCAAUUUCUCGCGCCAAAAUCCCGUCCUAAAGUUUUCAUCAUCUUCUUCUUCGUCGAAGCUUUCUUCAUCGGUUAUGUACGUAGUGAGAGAAGAAAACUCGCCUAUGUUCUUGAAAACCCAUUUCCCAGCUUUCCAAAAUUACAACAACUUUCCGCUCAAACCUACGCCGAAACGCGUCUCCAAGUUUCGAAUAUCGAAACGGGUGAAGAAAACGAAACGGAAGGUUCGAAGGCUGAGCUCCGAAACGCAGAACCAAAACCAAUUCUUCACGGCGAGAUUAAGAGAGUUCUUCUUCGGUUCUAGAAAAUGCAAGCCUCGCUUCUUCAUGACAUGGAUUUCAUCGCUCGAUUCUUUCGGAGAAAGAGAGCUCUUCGCCGUCGAAAGCCUUUUCAAGUCCCACCCAAAUGCUUGUUUGGCUAUAGUCUCAAAAAUCAUGGAUUCCGAGAAGGGAAAUGUACUCCUAAAACCGUUUUCGGAUUCGGGUUUUAGAGUACUUGCUAUUUCUCCGGAUUACGAUUCUGUUUUAAAAAACACUCCUGCAGAAUCAUGGUUUAGCCGGUUGAGAAAAGGAAAUGUCAAUCCUGGCGAGAUUUCUCUUUGUCAAAACCUCUCAAAUUUACUCAGACUCGCUCUGUUAUACAAGUUUGGCGGUAUUUACACCGAUACCGAUAUGAUCUUUGUGAACAGUUUUUCAAAACUGAGAAACGUGAUCGGAGCUCAGACGGUGGAUUUAGAAACCGGGCAUUGGAGCAGAUUAAACAACGCCGUGUUGGUCUUCGACAAGAACCACCCAUUACUCUUGAUGUUCAUCAAAGAAUUUGCCCUCACGUUCGAUGGGAACAAGUGGGGUCACAAUGGUCCUUACUUGGUCUCGAGAGUUGUGAAAAGAUUGAGAGAAAACCCAGGCUUCAAUUUCACUGUUUUGCCUCCUCAUGCGUUUUAUCCGGUUGAUUGGAGCAGAAUUAGAAGCCUUUUUAGGAACGCUGGUGACGAGUUACACUCGAAAUGGAUGAUUGGAAAGAUGAAGCAUGUUCGUACCAAGAGUUUCGCUGUACAUCUUUGGAAUAGACAGAGCAAGAGACUAAAAGUUGAGGAGGGAAGCAUUAUUGAUCAUCUACAGAAAGAUUUUUGCAUUUUCUGUAAUUCUUCUAGUGUCUCUGGUUUGUGAGUAUAGACCAUAA